Williopsis jadinii is the source of this 621-nucleotide messenger RNA. RefSeq names its product dethiobiotin synthase (gene BIO4). NCBI's taxonomy places the organism in Eukaryota, Fungi, Ascomycota, Saccharomycetes, Phaffomycetales, Wickerhamomycetaceae. The transcript has a single exon. Gene Ontology annotation, biological process: biotin biosynthetic process. The record is from RefSeq and is a predicted model, not a curated record. The coding region runs from base 1 to 621 and encodes 206 amino acids. Gene Ontology annotation, molecular function: magnesium ion binding; dethiobiotin synthase activity; ATP binding.
AUGAACAUCUUUGUUACUGGAACCGAUACCGAUGUUGGGAAGACCUUUAUCUCUGCUCUUCUGUGCAAGAGAUGGGGAGCAAACUAUUGGAAGCCUAUACAGACUGGGUUAGAGUCCGAUUGUGGUGAUACUGUCUCAGUGUAUAAGUUAAGCGGUGUUCAAGCACUUUGCGAGCCUGCGCUCAUGUAUCAAAAGCCAUUGAGUCCGUGGAGGGCAGCUGUGCUUGAAGACAGAGAACGUAUUGAUAUCAGCUCCAUCUCCAUUCCAAAGAAGUACAAGGAAGAUGACAAGCCUCUGAUUGUUGAAGGCGCCGGUGGAGUAUUUGUCCCGAUUACUGAAACUGAGAUAACCACUGAUCUCGUAGAACAACUACGCUGUCCCGUCAUUAUCGUUGCAAGAUCGCAGUUGGGCACUCUAAACCAUACAUUGUUAACGCUGGAGCACUUGAAGCGUCGAAAUGUCGAGGUUCUAGGUGUUAUCCUGAACGGCGAUCUCGACGAGGAUAAUGCAAAGACGUUGGACGCAUACGGAGCUAAUGUGAUUUGUCAAAUACCUCGUGCAAACAACGUGGACGAGGUGAUCCACCUCGUCCCAGAGUUGCACAAGGUUUAUAGCAGUUGA